Blepharisma stoltei is the source of this 2125-nucleotide messenger RNA. Lineage: Eukaryota; Ciliophora; Heterotrichea; Heterotrichida; Blepharismidae. The record is from the annotation of a GenBank genome assembly.
AUGGACUGAAGCUUAAUCGCUUUACUUUUAGCACAAAUCUUAUCUUGCUCAGUUUAUUCUAUUAUUGCACCUUUUUUCCCAUCAGAAGCGCACAAAAAGAAUAUAGGAAGUGGCUUAGUAGGAGUUAUCUUCAGUGGGUAUCCGAUUGCAGCAAGCUUAUCGUCUUUAUUUUUUGCAAAAUUCAUAUCAAAAAUAGGAAGGAAAAGGCUUUUAUUAUUAGGCUGUCUAUGUGAAGGCUUUUCUAUGCUUGGUUUUGGAACUGCUCCUUUUUUUCCAAGAAAUUCAUUUAUUGUCAUCACACUUAUAUCAAGGUUUUGCCAGGGGCUUGGUGCUGGCGCUAUCAGCACGGCAACUUUUGCUAUUAUCGCUUGCGUAUAUAGUGAGAAAAUUGAACUUGUUUUAGGAUUUGUACAAUCUGUAACUGGGGUUGGGUUUUUGAUGGGCCCUCUCGUAGGGUCCGGGCUUUAUGCGCUUGAAGGUUUCUCUUUUCUGUUUUUUACUUAUGGGACAAUUUUUUUAAUUUUUGUGCCAAUUAUGCAUUUUAUGCUUCCAAGAGACACGAAAUAUGCAAAAACAAAAGAUGAUAUAGAAUUAAAGAAUUUUUUUAGGAUUCCUACAGUAGUUUUUGAUGGAAUUUUGCAGAUUUUGUCGAUAACCUCUUUUAGCUUUUUAAAUCCUACUUUUUCGGACCAUUUAGCCACUUAUGGGAUCAGCACAGCUGAGUCAGGAAUUAUGUUUACAAUUCCUUCAGUAAUGUAUGCACUGUCAGUUUUUAUAUUGAAUUAUAUACAUUUAUACUAUGGCGAGUUGAUCUAGCCAUAUAUUGAUAUUUUGGUGGCCUUUUAUAAAUUUUUAAAAAAAAAAAAAACUAAUUUAAUAUAAGACAAUAUAGGCAGAAAAUCUAUUAUGAUUAUUGGACUAGCAAUUGUAGGCAUAGCUGAUUUUCAUCUAGGGCCAUGAAAAUAUGCGCUUUUGCCUCACAAAUUGUGGGUUGUUAUUGUGUCUUUAGCAGUUUUUGGGUUUGGGAUGGGACUUUGCCAACUUCCAGCACUGCCUGAUAUGGUUGAAGACUCUAAAAAGGUUCUAAAUCAAUAUACAGAAUUUCAAGUAUCAGACUCUCUUUCAGGAAUUUUGGCAUCUGCAUUUUAUCUAGGGGAAAUGAUUGGCCCACCUCUAGCAGGGAUUUUAGUUAGUUAUACGCAUUCGUCCUGACAGCAGCUCUGCAUGUCUUGUCCUCAGCGGGACUCGAAAGACGCUCUCCUCGCCGCCUAGGCAAGGGAUUCGAAAGACGCUCUUUUCGCCGCCUAGGAAAAGGGAUUCGCUAACACCGUCUUGGCUUCCAUGACUCGUGGAGCCUAAGAACAAAAAGCUUUAAAUUAUCCCUACACUAAAUUUAGGAUUGAUUUGAAUUGCUGGGCAAGCUGCUCUCAAAUCUACCUCUAAUUCUGGAUUGCUCUGUCUGCUUAUUUGAGAAUUAAGCAAGCUGGACUCGCUUUCUAGAUUUUUUUAUUGGCUCGCUUACGUUUUUGGCUCCAAAGCUCCUGGCUCCAAAGAACCUGGGGUCCACAAAUCCCCACAGCUCCCCGGAUUAGCGGCUCCAAACACCAGAAUCAGCAUUUUUUCUCCCUUUUUCAGGGUGGAGCCUAAGGGCCCAUCACCUAGGUCGAAACACUCAGCUUCUCCUUAAAUAGAUAUCAUCUCCUUGAGCCCUAUUUGAGGGGAAAAGCAUCUCCUCGGGGCUGCUGCGGUCCAAUCCUUUCCAAUGAUGAUCUCGAAGAAAAACCCAAGUCCUAGGGAUCAGCUCCUAGUGACUCUAAUAGACUCAAUCCGACAUAAAUAAAGGAUUGCCGACCCUUUUUACUUAAAUACAUAAAACUGGGCCGUUGCCUGCUGCUGUUGAAGAAAUAAGGUCAAGAGGUCGUCACAAUUUUUAUGUAUAUUAGCAGGAAUUUUAACUGAUGAAAUUGGCUUUGCGAAUUCUGAAGCUGCAAUAGGUAUGACUCUAUUAAUUUAUGCUAUAGUUUACAUCACGUUUUGCUAUUUGCAUCAAAAGAAAAAUAAAUACAAAGCAAAUAGUUUGCUAAUUGAGAAAGAUAUAGAAUUAGAAAUAAAAAUUGAUAAAUAA